AUGUCUCCUAUUCGUGUCGGUCUAAUCGGUCUGUCUAGCGCUGCAGGAGGCGCCUACGGCGGCACCGCGUGGGCAGCCUGCGCUCAUCUGCCCUACCUCACCAAGUCCCCUCAUUUCAAGGUAGUCGCAUUGCUGAACAGCUCCGUGGAAUCUGCAAAGGCAGCGAUCCAAAAAUAUAAUCUCCCUAGUGAAAUAAAAGCCUACGGUAAUCCUCAAGACCUCGCCGACGACCCAAAUGUAGACCUCGUCGUAUGCAGCGUCCGAAUGGACCGCCACUUCCUCACAGUUCGCCCGAGUCUGAUCGCCGGGAAAGCUGUGUACGUGGAAUGGCCCCUCGACCGCAACUUCGAAGUGGCCAAGGAAAUGGCUGCCCUUGCAGCAAAACAUAAUGCCAAGACCCUCGUCGGUCUCCAGGGCUCUUAUGCUCCCAUCGUUCGUAAGCUGCGAUCGGUUGUAGAAAGUGGUGAGAUCGGCCGCAUUUUGUCAAGUACGGUGCUGGGCAGCUUUGGCAACAAUACCGAUGCGGAGAGCGAGAAUGUGCGGUAUUUCCUUGAUCGGGAGGUCGGGGGGAGUCCGAUGACGAUUCACGUCGGUCAUACUAUAGAGACUGUUACAUCUGUUCUUGGACAAUUUAAAAAGUUUAAUAGUUCCUCGUGGAUCUCCCGACCUACGCUGGAUAUCAAAGAUUAUACCACCGGCGAGGUCGUCGAGGCCGCUGCCCGGAAUACGGUCCCUGAUCAGAUAGUCGCGACUGGGAUUACCGAGUCCUCUGAUGCCCAGGUGGCCAUUCGACUUUAUGCUGGUAAGGAAUUUCCGGGUCAGCCGCGGUUGGAUUGGCGAAUCCAGGGAGAGAAGGGUUGGGCCCGUUUGACCUCCCCGAUGUUUUUCUUAAAUGUGGGGUCUACCGAGACGAAAAUCGAGAUCUCUGAUAAUGAAACGGGUAACGUCAGGGAGGUAUCCGGGGAGGUAGAGGCGGAUGAAUGGGAUGAGCUGCCGACUCCAGCGCACAAUAUUGCUCGUCUCUACGAAGCGUAUCGACAGGAUGAGUGGGUUCCUACCUUCGAUUGGGCGUUAAAGAGGCAUGAGACGAUCGAAGGGAUGUGGAAACAGUUUGACGAAGAUACCAAGCAAGUCUAA
Molecule: messenger RNA, 1137 nt
Organism: Aspergillus alliaceus
Lineage: Eukaryota; Fungi; Ascomycota; Eurotiomycetes; Eurotiales; Aspergillaceae
Product: Gfo/Idh/MocA family protein
Exons: 3
Coding region: 1-1137 (378 amino acids)
Molecular function (GO): nucleotide binding
Source: RefSeq, a predicted model, not a curated record